CGGCGCGCGGCGGCCCCACCCCCGCGAUCGGCCGACCCCGCGCCGGCCGCGCCGCCGGAGCCGCGGCUCGGCACGGUGCGCGCCGCCUUGGAGAGGGCGUUGGAGCGGGCGGGGGCGGCCGCGCCGCCGGCCGUGGUCGAGGAGCUGUGCCAGAGGUGCUGGGCGCACUGGGGGGCCUCGCCGGAGGCGGGCGAGCGCCUGCGGAGCUUCGGAGCGCGGGUGGCCCAUGCUCGGGUUCUUCGUCAGCAAGGGGAAGCUCUCGCGAGAGCUCGUGGGGCAACUGAUCCUGGCGAGCGCCCCAAGGCUCGCCGACUACUCGGUGCGAGAGCUGUGGACGGAGUCUGCCAGCAGGAGGUGGAAGCUCGUCGCGCUGCGGAAGCCCUUCAGCACCCUCGUCUACAACCGGGACGACCUCUUCGACGGCGAGCCCACCGUGGCGGCUUGGUUCGCCAGGGCGUACCCGGGUCUGGGCAUGUACCCCUGCCACUCGAUGGAGGACGAGGUCUCCGGCGUAUUGCUCGUGGGCACGUCCAGGAAGGUCUGUCAGGACUGCAAGCUGCUGUUCGAACAGCAGAGGGUCACCAAGACGUACCACGCCCUCGUGCAGGGGCAUCCCAUCGUUGCGUGA
Molecule: messenger RNA, 628 nt
Organism: Prorocentrum cordatum
Lineage: Eukaryota; Dinophyceae; Prorocentrales; Prorocentraceae
Source: the annotation of a GenBank genome assembly